Molecule: messenger RNA, 1194 nt
Organism: Emiliania huxleyi CCMP1516
Lineage: Eukaryota; Haptophyta; Isochrysidales; Noelaerhabdaceae
Exons: 1
Coding region: 1-1194 (397 amino acids)
Molecular function (GO): hydrolase activity
Source: RefSeq, a predicted model, not a curated record
AUGCCCGCCUCGGGCUCCAGCAGCUCCUCCUCCCGCCACGGCCACAUCAAGGUCCUCCGCGUCGACCAAUCAGGCGCGCUCCUCUCGCAUCGCGGCGCCGGCCGCCCCUUCUUUCCGCGCCGCGAGUGGAAAAAGUUGCCGUGCUGGGUGCUGCAGACGGCCGAGCGCGGCUCCGUGCGCCUUUGUGGCGACGGCCACCGCCUCCGCUGGCAACCCGUCACGAAUCGCCUCUUUGCGGGCGCGGUGAUCGACGGCCAGCCCGAGUGCAACGAAUGCGAGGCGCCGCUUCCGCGCCGCUCGCAGGCGCUGUUUUGCCGCCGCUGCUUCGACGAGGAGGACUCGCUCUACCUCGUGUGCGGAGCCUGCAACGGGCGCCCGCGCCUCCCGGCGCUCUGGCACGACGCGCUCUUCCAUGGCCCGCGGCUGCCAGCGGCGCUGCUGCCGCCGUCGUUCGAGCUGCCCGGCCCGGGGACGGUGAUAGUGGUGCCGGGAGGCAACUACGAGUUCCUCGCUUCGCACGAGGCGUGGCCGGUGGUGCGCUGGCUCGAGGGGAUGGGCAUCGCCGCGCUGGUGCUGCGGUACCGCACGCUGCCUGCGUUUGGCCUCGAGGAGGCGCUUGACGACCUUGAGGCGGCGGCAGAGGUGGCGAGGAGGCGGCGGCCGGGGCCGGUGGCUGCGGUCGGCUUCUCCGCCGGAGGCCACUUGGUGGCGGCGCUGGCCGCGCGCGCCGCUGCGAGGGGCCUCGCGCAGCCGCUCGACGCAGCCGUGCUCGCCUACCCCUCCAUCAACCCGCGGCCGUGGGCGGACCCGUACGAGUCCGGGUUCACGCGCGCCGCAAACGGGGACAUCGUCGAGGACGAGGAUGCGCUCUGCAUGCACAAGCGCGCCGCGUCGCUGCAGGGCUGGACCGACAACCUGCUCGGCGCAGGCGACGCGCCGUUUGGCGCCCCGCCAACCUUCCUCGUCGCAUCCACCACCGACACGAUCGCGCCGUCCGCCGAGCACACCGACCCGUACCGCCGGCUGCUCGCCCGCGAGAAGGUGCCCCACGUCUACGUGCACCGCGACCUGUCGGAGCACGGCUUCGGGCUGAGCGGCGGGUGGACGGACAGGUGCGCCACUUGGCUCGCGCGGCGCGGCUUUGGCGAGCAGCAGCCGGCGAGGAAGCGCCGGCGCGAGCCGCCGGCGGGGUGA